AUCGUAUGCAUAAUCGCUCUCACAAAUGGCGAGGCUUCGCGCGGAGUCCUUUCUUCUAGCAAGCACCGUUGUCGCUCUUCUAGCUCUCAAUGUCCUAGGGUCGGAGAAGAACCACAAGUAUGCCGACAAGGAGCAGGUAUCGCUGUGGGUCAACAAAGUAGGACCCUACAACAAUCCCCAGGAAACGUACAACUACUAUUACCUGCCGUUCUGCAAGCUCAACCCGAAGCAGCGGGCCGAGCACAGCUGGGGAGGACUCGGGGAGGUUCUUCAAGGCAAUGAGCUCAUCAACAGCCAACUGGACAUCAAGUACAAGGAGAAGCUGGAGUCCACGCGGAUUUGCACGAUGACGCUGGACGAGCGGAAAGCAGACAUAUUUGAGGAUGCAAUCAGGCGGCAAUACUGGUUUGAGCUGUUUAUGGACGACCUGCCGGUGUGGGGCUUCGUUGGCGAGCUCAAAAAGGACGACACCGGGAAUGAGACGGCGUACAUCUACACCAGCAAGCGGUUUGAUGUUGCCUACAAUGGGGACCGGAUCAUCCAGGUCAACCUGACCACCGCUGACCCGGUGCCAGUGGCGCCGGGGGCCAAGCUGGAGUUCAGGUACUCGGUGGAGUGGUCCGCCACCAAGACGCCCUUCAGCCGCCGCUUCGAGCGCUACCUGGACUACACCUUCUUUGAGCACAAGAUCCACUGGUUCAGCCUGGUCAACUCGUUUAUGAUGGUGCUGUUCCUGACCGGCCUGGUCGCAAUCAUCCUCAUGCGCACACUGAGGAAAGACUACGCGCGCUACGCUCGUUCCGCCGCGGACGCGCUGGACGGCGCGCUGGAUGCGGAGAGCCUGGAGCGCGACUUCGGAGAGGAGAGCGGCUGGAAGCUGGUGCACGGAGAUGUGUUCCGGCCGCCGCGGCAGCUCACGCUGCUGGCGGCGGCGGUGGGCACGGGCGUUCAGCUGGUGUUUCUGUGCCUGGCAGUGAUCCUGUUGACAAUCGCUGGAAGUUUCUUUGAGGAGCGCGGCACAAUUCUGACGUGUUUUAUCAUCGCAUACACCUUCACCUCGUUCAUUGGCGGCUACGUGUCAGGCGGCCUGUACGCGCGGCACGAGGGCCGGCACUGGAUCCGCACCAUGCUCAUCACCGCCUCGCUCUUCCCGGGGAUGUGCUUCGCCAUCGCCUUCGCGCUGAACACCAUCGCCAUCUUCUACCACUCGCUGGCCGCCGUGCCGUUCGCCUACAUCAUGGCUGUGUUGCUGCUGUGGGGCUUCAUCAGUUUCCCGCUGUGCCUGAUCGGCACCGUCAUCGGCCGCAACUGGAACUCCAUCCCCAACUACCCUUGCCGCGUGAAGCGCAUCCCUAGCCCCAUCCCCGGAAAGCCCUGGUACCUGCGGCCCUGGGCCAUCUGCGCCGCCGGCGGCCUGCUGCCCUUCGGAUCCAUCUUUAUCGAGAUGUACUUCGUGUUCACAAGCUUCUGGAACUACAAGGUUUACUACAUCUACGGCUUCCUGCUCCUGGUGGUUCUUAUCCUGUGCGUUGUGACCGUGUGCGUUACCAUCGUGGGAACAUACUUCCUGCUGAACGCCGAAAACUAUCACUGGCAGUGGACCGCCUUCGGCAUGUCCGCCUCAACCUCCUUCUACGUCUUCCUCUACUCGGUGCACUACUUUUUGUUGAAGACCAAGAUGACCGGGUUCUUCCAGACCUGUUUUUACUUUGGCUACACGAGCAUGUUUUGCCUGGGGUUAGCGCUGCUGUGCGGCGCGAUGGGCUACAUGGCGGCCGCCGCCUUUGUGCGGACCAUCUACCGCAACGUCAAGUGCGACUAGGUGGACAAUCGCGUUUGCUGUUUAGCUUAGGUAGGGCCGAUGGCCAGUAAGUCAGAGGUGACGGCCGUGUGUGGGGCCCAGGCCGCAGAGCAAGAGCCACAGCUGUCACAAUCGAUGAGUCAGCAGAUGUCGACGUGCGGGGCUGACCUGGUGGUGAGAGGGGCGAUGCAAGACCGCCAGCAGCAGGGCAUGCUAGGCCACGGGUGGUUGCGGCGCCGGCCACGCCGGUUCGGGUGGCAGGUUCCGCUGUGGCGGGAGGGUUGGGAGGGCGCCAGGGGGCACCCCUGGAGGACGCACACGGCGCGUGAGUGCUGUUGAGUAAGAUGGAAGCAGGGCAGUAUGGCUACGUGACGAGCGGGCGCUUGGUGCUUGUUGGUGCUUGCGGGAGCAGGACUCACGUUUUUUUGGCGCCCAUCAGGGGCUGUAGCAGGUGCGUACACAACGCAGGGCCGCAGGAGAGCUGAGCUUAUCAGCAUGGUCCAUGGUGUGGAAGCAGUGAAAUGGACAUGCAUGUUACAAGUGUAAGUGCGAGGUUGCACCGUUGCAGACGGUGUAGUGCGCGCGGCAUGCGAGGAAGCACACCAUAUGAGUAAUGGGCGCGGAGUAGAACACUAGGAUAGGGCGCCCGGGUGGCAAAACUCCAGGCGGAUCCAGACAGAACUGUUAAAGUUCUGUGGUUACUCUCAUCAAGCUAGUUGGCCUCGCUUGCUUGUACACAGUCCGCACCCGGUCGCGCUGGCCCUGUGUGCAGAAAUGCAAAACCCGUCACUAUCGG
Chlamydomonas reinhardtii is the source of this 2597-nucleotide messenger RNA. RefSeq lists its product as uncharacterized. The record is from RefSeq and is a predicted model, not a curated record. Gene Ontology annotation, biological process: protein localization to membrane. Lineage: Eukaryota; Viridiplantae; Chlorophyta; Chlorophyceae; Chlamydomonadales; Chlamydomonadaceae. Gene Ontology annotation, cellular component: membrane. The transcript has 11 exons. The coding region runs from base 26 to 1822 and encodes 598 amino acids.